CUGUGGUUGACCAAAUAAUAUUAUUUUGGUAUCAGUACUUGACCAACAUAGAAAGUAUUUCAGUGACCAAAACAUUUUUGUAUUUAUUAUUUAGAGACGACUUCAUAGCUUUGACAACUCCAGAAUACUCACUGUAAAAAACAAUAACCUUUCUUCAGGUACUACAUGCUGUUUGCCAGUUACAUAUAAAUUAAUAUUAUUAAAGUGACCAGAUACCUGGCAGCCAGAAAUUUAGUAAACUGCUGGCAAUAUGUUAUAUGGUGACCAUAGUUAAUUAAAAUUUAAUUUUUAUCAAAUAAACCAAUCCCAAACCCUUAUCUAACCCUGACUGGUAAAUGUCUUAAAAAAGUCAGAAAAAAGUUUUAAAAAUAUAUAUUACUACAAAUAAAGAAAUAACAGCUAGCUGCCUGCUACUGCAGAGUCUAGACUGCAAUAGCUUAAUGACAAUUCUUCGAUCCAGUGGAAAUAGGUUUUUCUCUACAAUGAACUGCUCUAUCAAUGAUAUACCAGUUGUAUUUUUCCACCUUUAUUAAUUUUUCAAUUUGUGUCAACCCACAUGAAAAAGUGUUUUAAUUGCUUCCUGACAGUGAGUCGAUCAUAAGACUUGACAAAGCGCUAUGUAUGCCAUUAUACUGUAGUGCACACAAUGGCCUCAAAGCUUUCAAUAGUAUCCAAAUUAAUAUAAGCAACAAGCUAGUCUCACUGUCACAUCUAAGCUUUUCGCUCGCAGUUAGAAAUUUUCCUUCAAGUUGUGUUUUCCUUCACGAAUGGAGUCAACAGACUAAGCUUGAGUACGAAUCUGCCAAGCGUGCGAAUGGGAAAAACUUGGGUGCGAAUCUACCAAGCCUGGGUGUGAAUCUACCAAACCUGGGUGCAAUUCGACCAAGCCUGGGCACGAAUCUACCAAACCUGGGUGCGAAUGGACCAAGCUUGGGUACGAAACGGUAAAAGGAUGGGAAAAGGCAGGAGUACGAAACAACCAUAAAGUAACCUUUUUGUCCUCUUAGAUAUGCUACACCAUCUUUGCGUCCAAAUCCUCAAAACUCGAACACUAUUUUAUUAAUGUGCAAUUGUGCAUGUUAACACAUACGAAUUAGUUAGAAUUACAUAUUAUAAUAAUUAAAUUUGGAUCUUAUUCACGUAUUUUCCAUAUAAAGGGGCGGACCAUUAGAAAAGUGAUGGGGGAGGGGGGGGGGAGUGGAACUUCCGGCUGCUUCGGCAUUGCAGGAAUUUUUUUUACUACCAGAUUUCCUGCCCGAAUUUAUUUUUUAAUGAAGCUCUGAGUCUCUGACGAAGCUUGGGCCUUGGGUUGAAAGGUUUCAAUCGGCUUUAGUCUUAAAAAACUCAGUGCUUGAUUGCAAGGAAUAAGUACUAAAGAGGGAUCUGCUGUAUGUUGCGCGAGGCGGCAAGGGAUAUGCGGUGCAUGAAAGAAUUAGUUGUAAAUUGUCUCCAUAUUUAAUAUAUAGCAGCAAUGAUACUGUUCAGGAUAUCUUUUAAUUCAGCAAAUGCCCUCUAUAUACAGUUAGUAGAGAGUUGAAGAUCUACGACGCGGCCGGCUCAACGACGCGGUCUGAAUUUCAGCUAAAAAAUGAACGCUAAGCAAUUUCAUUACUGUAAUAAAUGUUUGACGAUUUUCAAAUAACAUUACAAACUGCUAAGUUUGACUAAAGCGAUGCAAUGUUUGCUGUAAUUUCGACAUUAAGUAUCACCUUUUGGGUCGCAAUAAGCUUCGCGUUGCUUGAAAGACGUGAUAAUGCUUAGUUUAAUGAACUGCUGAGCAUGACAAAGCCGUUGAGAAUACCCCUGGGACCACAAAUUAUUCACAGUUUUUGUCUUGCAUGACAGAUUUCUUUCUUUCGCAAGCGCGUCGUUGAGCCGGCCGCGUCGUAGAUCUUAAACUCUCUGUGAUAUUCAAGGCCAGCAGCAGGAAAUUUGGGAUAAUGUUGUGAUGUGACACAAUUAGGGAUAUUUUGGGCUGGGAUCAGGAAACUUUGGAAUAGGGAUAUAAACGGUACAUUUUGAAUAACUUGGGUCAAAUGAACUGCUGCAAAUCUAUUCAUAAUUACUCAGGGACGCCGGAACUGGGGGGGGGGCAGCCGCCCCCAUUGCCCUUUACCAGGAAGGGCAAGGGGGGCAAAAGUGCCCUUUCAAUUUAAAGGAUUGCCUUGGCGAAAUAGCGAAUUGUCAGAAAUUGUCAGUGCAAUUAGCGAAUGGUAGCGAAUUGUCAGUGCAAUUCUUUUACGAAGAAAUGCAGUCAUCGAGCUUCAAGAAUCAUGCCAAAAAAUAUUACUAUCAAGGCGGACAUUUGCCUCUUUGACGCCCGCGCGUGCGUAAUUGCAAGUAAUUACGAUGAUGGCGGCUAGUGAGAAGUUUAUAGGACUACAGAAGAAGGUUUAAUUAAAGCCGAUAUAGAGUUAUAUAAAACGCUCGUAAAAGUUUGGCAACCUCGAACUUGUGUGAAAUACUCGGCCUUCAGGCAUACAUACAUUAUCUUUAUGUUGUUGUUCAUGAAAGUGUAACCCGCACACCAAAAGCGCAAUGCGUUAUGCGUCAUUCAUGUUCACGCGUAUCACACUACAAACAUAUUACACUGCACAAAAUACAUUACUUAUCUCAAUCUGCCUGUUGACUUAUAUACUGCUCUAUUAAAUGUAUUAAUUGACGAGAUAUUGCGAAUCAUUAUAAAUAAACGUCGCUUACAGCUGCGUUGCGCGACGAUUUUUCGGGAAUAUACAUGCUAUAUAAUGUUAUAUAAAGAUAUAAUACAUACUUAUUAUUUAUUGAUAGUAAUGUUAAAAUUAAUUAGGAAGGUCGUCUUUAUUCGAAUUGCUUCCCCACGAGCCUUCUUCGCCAAAUUCAUCGUCGCUUACUGCAUCGGUAAACGCCAGAAGAGUAAUCCGAGCCAUAAACAACUAGAUAUUAGCCCUGUCGACCAAAACAUUGCUAACACAAAUCGUCGAAAUGACACAGGAAAUAUUGCGCCAAAUUUUAACAUUUUGGUACCAUAUUGAUCACUGGAUUCCAGGCUUUCAGAAUCCGUGCGUACUUCUGUCGUUUACGCAUACUUUAAAGAAUACAGCCGCUGUAUAUUUCAACCACGGGUUCACCGUAGUAAUAAUUGCGACCAGCGAGCGAGCACCAGCGAGCGAGCUGGGAGCAUCCUAAUCUGUGUCUGUGCGUAGAAAAUUUAAAUAUACCGCUGAGUUCGGAUUAGCCCCGGCUCAAGAUUCACCGAUUCACCUCGGCUUGCAUUCCAUAUUUGGAACAUAUUUCCAUAUUUGGAAGACCGCAUGAAACGGUAUUUCCGCCGCUGUUAUGCCGCCCAGUGUUUUAUUUACUCGUCGAUACUGAUGCAAUUUCAUACAUGUACCUUUAACUUUUGUUCAUCAAAUUGUACAUCAAAUGAAGCUUAAGUUAGCAUCUACUAACUGUUGUAAGUCUGUUAUUGAAGACAGAUUUAAAUAAUCAAAAAGAUUAAAUGCUGUGCAUGAGGAUGUUGUGAUGUAUACAAAGAAACGUCUGUUGUUUGAAAGUCAUGUGGCUUUAAUAUUUAUCUUUAAAUUGCGCUUUGUCAAUCGGUAUUGUUAUUGACACGUCAUGCUAUUCAUAGAAGGCGACUUUGCGCCGUAGCGACAAUAUAAUCACAAAUUAUUACUAUUUGUUAUGUAAUUUGUAGCAAGUGACGUAAUUGGAUACCAAUCAGUCAAGUUAAUAUUUUGAUAAAUUUAUCUAAAUUGGAUAUUCAGUGUAAAUGGGCCGACUUUUAUUAUAUAAUGAGCAAUAUUGGCCCAUAUAUUAUCGCCACUCCUUUGCAUAAACUUGAAAAGUUGUUACUGUUUUUUUAUUUUGAAUAUAUCAAUAGACAAUAUGAAAUAAAGUACCUUGUCAUGUGCAUGUUUAUUUGAUGCAAAUCGUUAUAUAAAAAAUAAAAAAAACCCGACCGACCGACCGACUUUUGGCAAAAGUAAAGAAUGAUCACCAACUAUCUGGCCAAAACAGCGUGAGCCGGCGCGUUGUCAUUAGUGACUAAAGUCUCCAGGUCGCACUUUUUAACCUGUGGUUACGCCUAGUCUAUAUCAAUACUGCGGCCGGUCGCUCAAGUUCAUGGCCAAAGUGACACAGGAAAUAUUGCGCGGAAUAAAAAGCAAGCCAUGUAGACAUAAAGAGAGUAUCGCAAAGAGCAUAAAGCCGUGCGUACUUUUGGGAAAAGUCAACUAUAACUAGGUAAAAUUCGGGUUUAUGUGAUAAAAAUGAUAGUAAAUUGCGCGAUUUGGGCUUUAAACGCAACAGGAUGCCGAUACCGAAUAUUUUGGUGAUCAAAUGUCACAGCAUAUUUUCCCAUGCACAAUUGCCUGGCGGAGAAUCCCCUCACACCCAUAUCAUCCAAUAAAUAGAAAACAUGAUUAGGCGAAGUUCAACUCCCGCGAUGUUUUGCAAACAUCUCUUAGAAAAUAUCAAUUCAAAAGUGCCCUUUCACGAAAAUCUCCCCCCCCCCCUUGCCUUCACAUCGUUCCGGCGUCCCUGUAAUUACUCAAGUGUAACAGAUUAAAUAUUCUUAAAAGUAAAAUUUGAUUCGUUUCUAAAACAACGAUCUAUCAGACUGAGUAUAAAAUGCUCUUUUAUACUGCGCACUGCAGAAAUUUUUUUCCACUUCUUUGCCCAUGAGCGAAUUUUUCUUUCUUUUUUCCUUGAGCGAAUUUUUCCCCCCCCCCCCAUCACUUUUCUAAUGGUCCGCCCCUAAACGAUGUGUGAAGGGAGCCACUUAUUUAUAAUUUAUUAUUAAUAGUACUAUCUCCACCUGCCUUCCAAAGCACUCCAUAUACCGGAGUAAAUCAAGCUGCUUCAUUACGUACAAUGAGGACAAAUGGUUUAGAUGAUUCUCCUUUUACUUCGCAUGGCUCUUCAUCAACAACAUUACUUCAUAAUUUGUAUGAAAAGAUUGAACGACAAAGUCAGGUACUUCACUUUAAUAUUUGCCAAAUAUGCAUACUGUAUUUAUGUUUCAGACUUAUUUUCAAUAUUCAGUUUUACGAUUGCGGAAUUGUUAAUCCUUGGCAUUUUGUGUCCUCCCUUGCAUCUGUGUUUGCGCAAUUUCCCCUUUUUUACGUAACUCAACAUAUGAAGAUCUCCUUAUGUGGAGGUAAGGUAACCUACCACUUAGACCGCGAGCAGUCCCUCGGGAGAAAGGAGGCACGCCCGGGAAGCUAAACCACUGAGAGCUAAACCCGUGGAAACGAGGGACCGCUCGCAGUCUACCUACCACUAGGCCUUCGCUCGAAUCGUUGAAGUUCUUCUUGUAUUUUUCAGGUAGUUGUAUCCCAUCAAUCCGAUGCUUUCUCAUUAUUGGCAUUACCUCAACUGACCGUUCAAGAUAUAAACAAAAACAUAGCCCUUCCGCUACGGUAACCCGGGUCCUAGGGUCACCCGACGCGCAUGUAAAUCGCGAACACAAUCACUACAUAGACUAGAGUAAUCCGCUUACUCAGUAGGGUCAUCCUACUUCCAUGUGGGCUGGACUGCCUCUUCACCAAUCCCUUUUCUUUAUGAGAUACAGUAUGAGCAUUAAGUUACCCUUUAAGUAUAUAUUUUAAGACGAGCAUUAUUCGUGUUAACAGGGCUUUGAUCUCCUCAAAUCUAAAGUAGAUACGCUAGAGACAGAAGUAAAUAAUCAACGAAGAGAAAUGCAACAAUUUAAAGGUAAUUAAUAUGCUAAAGUUUUUCAUCUGUGAAAAAUUUUAUGUUAAGUCUAUUAUUGCAUUGGUUUAUAAAACAUUUGCGUUUCUUACAGAACGUCUUUCCCAACUUGUACAAAGAGUAGAAAGUUUUAAACCUGAAAAAGAUCAUGGAACCACAUUUGAAGAGGUAUAAGAGAGACUCAGAGAUUCAUGGUCGUUUUGAUUAAUGUAUUAAAGUGACAUUUUUUACCUCUAUGGUCCCAAUACGUUGCGAUGUAUCAUUAUUAAAUAGUUUUUUUUAUAAAAUAGUUUAAAAGUGAAAUCAGAUGUGAACUAAAUAAGAUCAAAGAUUCUAUAGUCGACCCAAAAGAUUCUAUAGUAGACCCAAAAGAUGAAAAUGAUGACCAUGGAUGGAAGACAACGACAACUGAAAGGUGAUAUUUAUCUGUACAACAUAUUGUUAAUUAUUAACAAAGUAUAGGGUAUUCUCUAUUGAGCUCCGUUCUCAAAUAUGCCUCUCUCUCUGAUAGGACCACACCCGUUUUAGAGGAAUAAACUUAUUGAGCCUCUCUCUAUUACUGUAAGCCCCUCCACGUUUACAACAAAGGAAGCCAAUCAUCAAAACACAUACACAACAAUAUCAAAGGAAACCAAUAUUGUUUAUACCGAUUGGAUUAUUAUAUUGUCCUGGAAGCUAAAUCAAGACGGUAAUUUAAGUCAAACCGCAACCAUGGCUUAUACAGAAAAAAGCUGCACGAUCUACAGCUGUCCGUCCUCUCGGCUCUCUUUAGUAUUGUUGCGAAUUAUUUCUAUUAUACUUUAAAAAACACCAGGAAUGCUAGCUACAUCUGUUCACUAGACAGAACGGCAUGUCUAAAGCUAACCAGUCUGCAGUCGAUCCAAUCUCGUUCACCGAGCCUGCGAUCCUCGGGAAGGAACGUGAGGCUCUGGGAUAAUCCGUUUCAGGGAGGAAUCUGAUUGGCCGUUGACAUCGAAUGCGCAGUUCGGUCCCUUCGGUCUUAGCCAGGAUUCCUGGCUUCCGGCAACGGAUUAUCCCAGAGCCUCACGUUCCUUCCCGAGGAUCGCAGGCUCGGGGAACGAGAUUGCAGUCGAUCGAACUUAGUCAAAGACAACCUCGUUCCCAGGCUAUUCCCUCUUGAGGAAGAAAUACCCUGGUUCCGGCUGAUCACGUGUCACCAGGAUUUCGCGUAAUAAAUUAAAAUGUACCUUAGCGUAGGGUGGUAGAAGAACGUGUUUGUUGUUUUUGAAAAGAAGGGAAGACCCUGGGAACAAGGUUGAGUUCAAAAAUGUGGUUAGGCAAUCGUAUGGAAAUGUCUUGUAAUUAUUGUAGGAAGUUGUAAUUUCUUUGUUAUCAAAGGUUAGGUCAUCAUAUGACUGAAAGCGGACAAGUUUUAAGCUCUCUGGAAGAAAUUCACAGUAGACUAGGUAGGUAUUUUAGUUGUGUUGUCAUUAUAAUAUAUAGUGGUCAGUUUCUAAUAAUUUUACAACAAAACAAUAUUCGAAUUACGAUUUCUUUUGUAGAUAAAAUCGAGUCCGAUUUAUCAAGUAGCCAACAUAAUGUGGAAAAUAACAGUAAAAUGGUUGAAAAGGUACAUGAAAAUUAGCCACCAUAACAUCGUUUCGAACACAUUAUAAACGUGACGUCGUACUGGCCUAACGUAAAAAUUCUUACGUAGGAAACGUUCGUCCCUAGAUUCCAGUCCCCCGUUGGCGUAAUAUUUUAUAAUAUUGACUAGACCCAAGUCUAAGGUGUUUAUGUAUCAUUUAAACUUUGCUCUUUUCGAAGCACCAAAUGAAAACCCAUUUUUCCUUUACUGCAUGUACGUUGUCACUGUAUAAAUUUCAUCUUUUUAAUAUUGAGAAAAUUGUGUCAUAAUGGUUUUACAUGUAUUGUCUAGAAUGUAACGUUAUUAUCUGACUGGAGAAAUGAAAAUAUGGAAUCAAUGAAUCGGCUUUGCAAGCUGCAGGAUUUGUCUGUUGAUGAAGUUAAACACUUAAGGUGAUUUUUCUGUUUAGUAUUGUUUAGUAUUUAUCAUAAGAAUUAGUAUUGUAUUUUAUUGGGGUUUUUUUCGAAGAAAUUCGAUUACACACAAUAUGCUUCCACAAGAGUACAGUUUUGUAUGUGGUCUUUUGACUGUGGUCUUGGUGAAAAAGAUACAAAAUAGUUACUGUCGUUCCAAUUGAAGUGUUGCUCAAAUAUUGAUUCAAUACAUUACCUCGGGCUGACCAAUUCAUUUCAUCAAGUUCCUCGAGAUAUUCAUACACUUCCUAGUAUAAUUGUAAACUUCCUGUUGAAUAGUUUGAAUGCACCAAUCACCUUUGUCAUAAAUAGAAAGGAAGUGACCAGAAAUUAUCAAAUACUUGGAAUUGGCUCUUUCACAGGAAGUGUAUGAAUAUCUCGAGGAACUUGAUCAAAUGAAUUGGUCAGCCCGAGGUAAUGUAUUGAAUCUCUGGUAUUGAAUCAAUAUUUGAGCAACACUUCAAUUGGAACGACAGUAAUUAUUAGAAAAAUGGUUAAUUACUUUAAUUUUUAUUUCAGAUCCAAACUGUACGAUGUGCAAGAUAAAAUUCACGAACUUGAGACGAGUCUAAAUGACGCUCGCGUUCACAAUGAAUUCUCGACCAGUCGAAAAUCAAAUAGUUUUCUUGGUAAUAACAGUUAUAUUCUGUUUUAUGCUAAUAGUGCCGUAUAUGUUUAAAUAGGAUGCGCAUGCGUGUAUAUGCACAAUUUAUCGCCGCACAAAUGGAAGCGUGCAUUUGGUUAUUAUAUGGGUAAUUGGCAGAUACACGCCCUCAAAUUUAGAAAUACUCCCCAAAUCCUAAAUUCUGGCUACGAGUAGACCCUGACUGGAAACAGCAGGGGAAGAUACGAUCCUGAGGCAGAGUGAUGGUUAGAAUAGUAUUUUAUUAAUAUGAAUACCGUUCAAUCUCCCUAUUAAAUACGGGCAUCAAAGUUACAGACCAAACUGGCAAACUGUCCUUAUACUGUAGAGGUGCCCGUUUAUAGAAAUCACGUUACUUUUAAGUUGAAGUUUGGUAUAUUAAUACCAAAGCGUCACGGGUACAUGUAUAUUUGCUACAGAGAUGGCCUCCCCCCUUGCAAUCUCAAAUCCUUCUCCAACUGGAAAAGUGGGAUAUAGGCAGUAAAACUGAUUCCAGCCUAGAUGAAACGUGCUCAUUGGCCUGAAGUGAUACAAAACUGUCUGUAAGGCCAAAUAAAAAAAAUACUUGGUUAGCGUCACACUCUCACAAAUUUUCAGAGGCGGGCGGGCGCUUUUUUUUUUAAUUUUUACUCGUUUUUUAAUUUUUUAAUAGUAUUUUUUGGGGGGAUGGGGGCGGUUUUUCCACCAUGUCGGUGAAAUUUUUUGUACUGAUGUCGCGAAGGCCGCCAUUUUGCUAUAAGAACCUUGUAUACCCAAUCCCACGCGCUCCUAUCGAUCAGUAUAUAGCGCGAAGGUCUGAGCAAGAGAAAAAUUUCAAAUAUUAAUCUGUUUUAAGCUGUAAAACGAAGAGAUUUACAUAAAAAAAAAAAAAAAAAUUCAGAGGCGGCAGAAAAUCGAGAGGCGGGCGGUGACGCUAACCAAGUAUUUUUUUUAUUUGGCCUAAUGCUGCGCCCUUUAGGCUGUAGCUUCAUUGCUUACCUUGGACAACUGAGACCUGGUAAUGUGCACAGUUUGAUUGCAAUGGUUGUAAAACAACUCUGUAUGUGGUUUAGAUAAUGACAUGAACCCGAAAGUAAAACACAGUUACAUCUCAAUAUCGAGCGAUGAAGACGAAAGACAUAGUUUUACAAAUUCAAAUUCGUCUGACAAUUUGGAUGCAAGCGAUCAUGGUGAUUCAUCACUUGGAUUCAAUGGUUAGUAUACAGUAUAUGACACUAUAUGUCGAAAGUUUUUUUCUGGAUGAAAAUUUCAUUUGAUUCUACGUAGUACGUUCAGAUUUAAAAUUUAUCCCCCGUAUUCCUUGGAUUUGAUCAAAGUACUACUUAACCAAAACCAUGUUUUUUUUCAAGUUUUACUAUUCUACUAAAGGUGUAUUAUAUGGUUGAUACAUGUACAGUAUGGUGGUGAUCAGUACUUAGUAUGAGAUGUGUGUGCAAAUCAUUUUCUUUGUUUCAGAACUCAACCUGGACGGCAGUGAUAGACAAAGAGAAAAAUCACAGAGUUCUGGAUCAGAUUUACUUCAUUCAUCCUUGAACUCACUAACUGGUUCUGAGGAUUCCUUGAGUGAGAUAUGAUCUACGGCGAUAAAGGUGAUACGUUGCCUAAGAUACAGUAACUGCCACUGUUCAACUCCCUGGUCGUAAACGCAAAACGAUUUGGAAAUGCAACUGAAGGAUUUAUGAAAGCGCAUGUAUAUGAAUGGUACGCGUCACACGUGUAUGAAUGAUUGACGUGUAUGAAUGGUUCACGUGUAUGAAUUCUGAGAAGUUAAAUAACUUUACUCUUAGCGGAAUACAGUAAAACAUGACCAACAUAAAAAGCUUGUCUUCAACCAUAUGAACUUGUAACCUAGCGUAAGGUGAGGCAAAAACAGUACCUGGGUUUCCUAUUCUUGUUGCAAAAACGUUAUGUAUAGGACAGGUCGGGUUUUUUUGUUUUGUUAAUUUUCUUUAUAAAUGCUCAUGCACGAGAAUGAUAUUCUACAGUACGUCAAUUACGGCAGCACAGAUGGCGAAACAAGCAGAUUAUAAUUUUUUUGACAGGUUAUACUUUAUACAGCUAGUGACAUAACGCUACGAACUGGGUACGAAAAAUUGCUCCGAAACCAAUGCAUAUUUGGCCUAAUUUACAUAUCAAGCAACUAAAUUAAAAAUUAAGGAAAGAGAAAAAAACAUAAAAAAGAUUGUUGUUUUAGAUUUAUUUCUAUGUUUUACUUAAUUAUUGCAUCUUUUACAUAAGUCUGGUAAAUAUCAAAUAAUCUAUGAUUUUGAAAUAUCUGUUCAAAUUCUUUCAAACUUGUACAAUCUAGUGUCUGAAAUCCACUGGCAAUUCUGCAAAAAAAAAUCACUUCAAAUGAAUGAGAAAAUCAGCGGAAUGUUUUAGCGCUGUUCGCAAACCUUCGGCUUCGUGUGUA
This is a messenger RNA of Paramuricea clavata, 10772 nucleotides long. Lineage: Eukaryota; Metazoa; Cnidaria; Anthozoa; Malacalcyonacea; Plexauridae. The record is from the annotation of a GenBank genome assembly.